Molecule: messenger RNA, 201 nt
Organism: Dentiscutata erythropus
Lineage: Eukaryota; Fungi; Glomeromycota; Glomeromycetes; Diversisporales; Gigasporaceae
Source: the annotation of a GenBank genome assembly
AUGACUUGGUGCACCAUAAGCAUAGCAGAAUUUCUUACGAUUGAAUCGCGUUCUGAGAUUUCUCAAAAAGAAUAUAAAUUUCGAACAGAGGAAAUCGAUGGUCUCAAACUAGCGAUCAAAAAAUUGCAAAAAGAAAUCAAAAGUUACCAAGAAGAAAUUGAUAGACUAACCAAAGAAAAUGAGGACUUAUACGGUGAAUAA